This is a messenger RNA of Zingiber officinale, 2766 nucleotides long. RefSeq names its product pentatricopeptide repeat-containing protein At3g24000, mitochondrial-like. The record is from RefSeq and is a predicted model, not a curated record. Gene Ontology annotation, molecular function: RNA binding; zinc ion binding; protein binding. Lineage: Eukaryota; Viridiplantae; Streptophyta; Magnoliopsida; Zingiberales; Zingiberaceae. The transcript has a single exon. The coding region runs from base 87 to 2681 and encodes 864 amino acids. Gene Ontology annotation, biological process: RNA modification.
UUUCCGUUGUUAACUAGCAAACGUCCGUCCGUUAAUUUGUAGAUAAAGUUCACAUUUUUUUUUUCUGAAGCCGGCGCCGCUGCCGCAUGACUGUAAUCCGAUCCCUCCUCUCGCCGGCGGGUUAUUCCCCUCCACCUGUUCGACGAAAUGCGCGACCGGAAGCCGGCGAACUCAGAGGCCUCUCUUCCCUCUCGUAUCUCGUUCUCGAUAGAACCAGGCGCGGCGAGCUCCCGCAGGCGCUCGAGCUCUUCCUCCAGCUCCAGCGCUCUGGCUGGUCGGCCGAUGAGUUUGCCCUCGCUAGCCUCCUCAAGUCAUGCUCCGCUCUCCCGGGCGUGCGGCGACUCGGGGAGCAGCUCCAUGCUAAGUCCGUGCGCGCCGGUCUCUCUUCCGAGCGCGGCGUCCGCACUUCCCUCGUCGCGAUGUACUCCGCCGCCGGCCGAUUGGUCGACGCCCGCCAGGUGUUCGACGAAGUUCCCAUGAUCGAGGAGGCCGAUGUCCCGACGUGGAACGCCGUCAUCUCCGCCUACGCCUUCCAUGGUUCGUUCCUAGAUUGCUUCCUCUUGUUCCGAGCCAUGCUCGAGCUGGCUCAUUUGGUGCCUACCGAUGCGACCUUCGCGAUCCUCAUCAGCGCGUGCGUGGCGAGCCAACGGGUUGCGAUCGGAAAGGUGAUCCAUGCGAUGGCCCUCAAGAACCAGUCGCUCGAUGCGACCAAGACACUCAAUUCUCUCAUCUCCAUGUACGCAAAAUUGGGCUUUUGGGGAGAUGCCAUGAAAGUUUUCGAUGCAAUGUGUCCCAAGGAUGUUGUUUCCUGGAACGCCAUCAUCUCAGGCCUUGUACAAAAUGGUGAAUUCGAGGCGGCAAUCUCGCUUUUCCGCAGAAUGUCUGUGAGUCCAAACAGGAUUACCUGUCUCAGCUUGCUCAGCGCAAUAGCUUCUGUCCCGUCUCUGAGGUUGGGGAAGGAGGUUCAUGCUUGGUUAAUCAGAUCAGGCCUCAAUUCGGAAACAGCUAUAGGCAAUUCACUGAUCGCGAUGUACGGGAAGUGCAGCGAAGACGUCCAGAAAGGAAGGUUGAUUUUUGAGAUGUUGCCUUGUCCUGAUGUUAUUAGCUGGAACUCCAUGCUCUCUGGUUAUGCUCAAAACGGUGAGUUCAUUAGCUUCUACAAAGUGUUUGAAGAAAUGCAGAGCUCAGGAUCAAGCCCUGACUUGCAUACUCUGACCAUUCUACUAUGUGCACUGUCACCCGAUUCAUUGGUGUCUUGUAAGCUUGGAAGAGAAAUUCAUGGCUAUCUGCUGAGACGAGAAGCUGAGCUGCCAGUUUCGUUGUCUGUGUACAAUGCAUUGCUAACUAUGUAUUCGAAUUUCGGUCGGAUUUGUGAUGCAGAGAAGGUCUUUAAGGGUUUGAAUGAACUGGAUUCCUUCACUUUCAAUUCCAUGAUUGAUGGGCUCUCUAACAAUGACUUGUGUCAUGAUGCUAUGGCACUCUUUGUGGAGAUGCACAGGCAAGGAUUUCCAUUAGAGUCCUCAACCUUGUCGAUUGUUCUUACAGUUUGCAGCAAAAUGGUCUCCGUCGAAUUAGGAAAACAGCUUCAUGCAUUUGCGGUAAAGCAAUGUCUCCAUGCCUCAAUUGUUUCACAAAGUGGCUCCUUGUCCGUUGACAAUGCACUCGUCUCCAUGUAUUCGAAGUGUGGUAGCUUGAAUGAUGCAAUUCGAGUGUUUCAAAGGAUGGAGAAAAGGGAUGUGGUCUCUUGGACAGCCAUGAUCACAGGAUGUGCGCAACAUGGAGCGGCUAAUGGGUCGUUUGAAUUCUUUGGUGAAAUGAGAAACAGUGGCAUUUAUCCCAAUUCAAUCACUUAUCUCGGUUUACUUACUGCUUGUGCACAUGCUGGCCUAGUCGAAGAAGGGAAGCAAUAUUUUGGUUUGCUGAUAAAAGAAUGUAAAUGCCAACCUAGCAUCGAACAUUAUGCUUGUAUGGUGGAUUUGUUUGGUCGAUCCGGCCAGUUUCAGCAAAGUGAAGCUAUGGUUCAGUUGGCAACUUCUCGUAUGAAGCAAAAUAGCGAAUCUUGUUUACGACUAUGGAAAGUGUUGCUUGGGGCUUGCCACUCGCAUAGGCAACUUGAUCUUGGCAUUAGCAUUGGAUCAAGGAUUUUGGAUUCCAACCCGGACGAUGAAACUACUCAUGUUCUUCUUUCCAAUCUGUAUGCCGCGUUUGGCUUGUGGCACGAUGCAAUAUCGAUACGAAGGCUGAUGAAGGAAAAAGGGCUAAAGAAGGAGGCCGGAUGUAGUUGGGUAGAGACCGGAAACAGGAAGCAUGUUUUCGUAGCUGCUGAUGAUUUCCAUGAGAACAGGAAGGAGAUCUAUGAGAAGCUUGACGAGUUGGACAAUAAGUGUAGAAGAAUCGGGUAUGUCCCCGCAACGAAAUAUGUUCUCCAUGAUGUCGACAAGCUUCAGAAAGAGGCAAUCCUAAGAAACCAUAGCGAGAGAUUGGCUGUAUCGUUUGCAUUGCUAUCCUCAGCGAAGACGAAAGGAGUCGUCCGUGUGAUUAAGAAUCUCCGCGUGUGUGAGGAUUGCCAUAAUUGGAUGAAGUUUGCUUGCGAAGUUGAGGGCGUAGAGAUAGUCCUAAGAGAUUCGAGAAGGUUUCAUUCUUUCAUAGAAGGAAAAUGUUCUUGUGGCGAUUAUUGGUAACUAUGCGGAUUGAGCUUUCAUAGUAUUCAAGGAAGUGCAACAAUAAUAGAAAUCGAGCCUUUGUGGUCAUACCAAAGAAAAAAGA